GACUGCGCUAUGUUUACCCCAAAAUAUGGCUGGCUGCUGGAUGACGUAGCUUGCACAUCCUCAGGCGUCGCUGCUUACCCAGUGUGCUCAAGAUCUUCAACGGAUGGUUUAUGCGCCGUUCCAUACGACCUGGUGGGCACGCAGUGCGUUCACCUUCUGCCAACAAGUUACAACUUUACCGAUGCACGCACCGCGUGUGGGUCAACCGGAGGAGAUUUGAUAAUUCUAGAUGACUGCGAACAGUACAGCAGGGUUAUCACAUACGUCAUGGAGCAAGGACAAGCCUACAGCCCUCUUGGAUAUUGGAUCGGUGGCUCGGAUAAAGUCUUAGAGGGACAGUGGCGCUGGAUAGACGGCUCUCCAAUGGCAAUGGGGCUGCCAUACUGGGCGAAUGCUGCUGUAGGCGCUCCAGAGCCCGACAACCCCGGCGUGGAGAACUGCCUGGAGCUGAGCACCCUGUGGAUGUACCGCUUCUCCAACACGCUAUGCUCCGACUCCAGACGCGUGAUCUGCGAGGCACAGCCCCUCUAG
Molecule: messenger RNA, 531 nt
Organism: Hyalella azteca
Lineage: Eukaryota; Metazoa; Arthropoda; Malacostraca; Amphipoda; Hyalellidae
Product: perlucin-like protein
Exons: 4
Coding region: 10-531 (173 amino acids)
Source: RefSeq, a predicted model, not a curated record